This is a messenger RNA of Onychomys torridus (southern grasshopper mouse), 3392 nucleotides long. RefSeq names its product KIAA0040 ortholog. NCBI's taxonomy places the organism in Eukaryota, Metazoa, Chordata, Mammalia, Rodentia, Cricetidae. The transcript is spliced from 2 exons. The record is from RefSeq and is a predicted model, not a curated record. The coding region runs from base 459 to 758 and encodes 99 amino acids.
UGGGCUGCGGCUGUGGCGUGCUCGCCCUAGUUUAAGGCGUGGGCUGGGCUGGGGAGCGGCGGAGUCCGCCAGUCAGAUUCAGGAAGUGGAGUUCCUGACCUCAGGAGCAGGACUGGGUGCCGCGAAGCCUCAGCCGGGAACACAGGGGGUGCUUUCCUCCACACACCGCCCGGGUGGCACCCACUGAUCCGCAGCGCCACCUCCCUCCCAGGACCUGGCAGCGGCGGGGAGGAGUUGGCGGAGGGACUGAGACUCGCCCUGGUGCCCAAGUCACUCCAGACAGCACCCAGCAGACCCACAUGCAGGAAGCCCUCCAGCGGACCCAAAGGUGCUCCUGGUGGCAUGCCCAAACCCGAAGCCAAAAGAGGAAUCAAUUACAAGUGGCCAGCACUGUGUUCUGUGGAGUCAGGGGCUUGUUAGGUAGUUGGGAUCCUCUGGCCCAGCACUAGCCCAGCACCAUGGAGAGAAACAGUUCCCUCUUCAACUCUAUCUGGGAAACCAUCCGGACCAGACAUGAGAGGGGCGUCUUCAACACUGUCUGCCUGGCUGUCCUCCUGGGGCUGCCCUUAGUGGUGGUUCUUACACUCCUCUUCAUCUGCUGCCAUUGCUGCUGCAGCCGGCCACCCAAGAGCGGCCAACAGCCAGACCCAAACAAGAAGAAGAAAAAGAAGAAGAAAAAGAAAAAGGAUGAAGACCUCUGGAUCUCUGCUCAGCCCAAGCUCCUCCAGAUGGAGAAGCGGCCAUCACUGCCUAUCUAGUGAUGGGAAGCUGAGUGUCCUCCUCUUUGCACCCAGCCUCCUUCCAACCACAGAGACUCGGGAGGAGCCUUAACAGUGAUGCACUCAUGCCUACAGAUUACUUCAACCAAGGAACAAAUGUCAGACUGAGCACCCCAUUGGAUGGGAGCGUAUGGACAAUUCUUACACUGUCUUGGCAGCUACGUGUCCAAUAACAGUGUUCUGUGUUGUAGUCCCAAGCAUGUAUUACACUGUCUCUGAUAUACUCCAUCACAAAAGCACAGAAAACAUGUAUGUAUACAUGCACUUUAGAUGGAGUCCGAGUAUAUGCACAUGGCCAUUGUAUGUAUGUAUAUUUGGACAACAGGUACAUGGAACAGUAUAUUCUGUUUGUCAUGUGGCCAUUUAAUAUGUACUUUGCGCAAAUGUAUAUACUUGCAGAAAUGUCUUUUGGGAAGAUAUGUUCAGAUUUAGGCACAUAUGCACAAUUAAAUAGCCAUACACGGCUCUAUGCACUGUCUAUAUGCCAUGCAGGUUGGAAAUGGGUGCUUUCCUCUUCCUAUACCUACAUAGUAUUCUACCGGGAAUACAUUUGGACAUUCCAGGAGCCUGAUACAGACAUAUAUAGUGGCUCCUAUAUGCUUCUGAACUUCUACCUAUACUGAAAAGUUUAAAGUAUGGUUCCAAAUUCAUUCAAAGCUCUUUGCUUGCAACUCACGACAAGGUCCUCAUUACCACUGGCAGGUGUUUAAUGUGGUCCAAGACCUCUUGGGGACAUUGCCCCAUAACUACUCAGCAAGGUGCCCUCUUCUAAGCAGCGAUGAACAGCUCUUGGCAGUGACUACUAGAAAGGUAUGGAAACUUGUGUGAUCUCUUCCAUGGGCUGCAGUUACGUGCCCAUGCAAAAUAGACACAGACAGAAAAGGUAAGGAGAUGCCCCACAUAAGCUAGCUAUGUUCUAUGUGGAUGAAGGUUUUUCUGAAAGGAAAGAUGUAAGGUUAUCACACGUCCAGUCUCAAAGGCAGCACACACCCAGGAAGCAAUUCCCCUGUGCUUGUAGCAGUGCAUGGUGUGUUGGAGGUGGGAUAUAGAAGCCAUGGUUUAAAUGAACGAUUAAACUGUAAAGUUGUUCAUUGUUAUUUAUGUUGAUGCUCAGGCAAGUAUCUUGUACACAGUAGGUACUCAUAACAAUGGAUGAUGUACAAUGAUGUUAGGAAUAAACUUGUAAUACCUCAUGGUUCCCCCACAAGUGACUAGUUCUUUUAAGAUACCCCCACUAACUGCUACAAAAGAUGAAGCUAGGUAUGGAGACCAGGGUUGUAUUGACAUAUGUGCCCUGUGGUACCUGAGGACAUGCCCAUAAGAUCUGUUCUGAGUAGGGGAGAGCCAUUCCUCUCCAGGCUACAGCUAAGAGAAUGAACUGCUUGGUGUUUUGAUUAUACUGUCGCCAUGUUAUAAAGGCAGAGAAUUCCCGACUUGGAAGUGGAUCGUACUCCACUUACACAUCUACUGGGGAGCUAUUUCAAUAUUUCCCCCCAUGGAGACCAUUCUAGAAAGUGGCAAAUCACUGUCUAAUUAAUGGCAUAGCCAAAUUAUGACAUUACAGUAGCAAGAACAAUCCCUGAAUAUGAUGAGACUGAAUGGAAGCUGAGAUAGGCUUGCUCACUUGGGCUACCUGGUGCUCAUGAUUCUACUCCACGCCAUCAGAGGGGGGCUCUCUAGGGGUGACUCUCACACCUGGGUCUUCUAACAGACAGAGUAGUCAUAUUCACUCUGUCAUCCUCCAAAACCCCCAAUGUCACUAGGCAAACGGCCUUCCAUCCAUAGGCCUCUGACCAGAGCAGCACUUCCUGAAUCUUUGCCCCUUUGUCACACGGGGAGCUUGCUGUGGUGCCCCUGACUAGUCUUCACAUGUCACAGGAUGGCCAGGCUUCUCCCCAUUCCACAUGCCCCUCUCUGCCAAUUGCUACCCACCAGAUGCCCUUCCCACCUCUUGCUCUCGGUCACCCUAAGACAAAAGACUUGGGGUAGAGGUGGAGCCAGACAGCAGAGAUGAGAUGUCAGAUAACAGUCUGCAAGAAUGGAUCACUAGGAUCAGGGACCACACCAAUAACAUGGUUUCCGUGACAACUGGCUGCCAGUUUGAAUUAAGACAGCAGUCAGUUGUCGCUGACACCAUAACAAGGCCUCUGUCUCCAGGCACAGUGUAUCUACCGUGUUCUAAGUGAAUGGACGUGAGCCAGUUCCUGUCACGAAACACCCAGAGAGUCAAUUCUCAGCUGCUUCCAUUCCCUGGAACCCAGGAGUCCCAAGCCUGAUUGGAUCACUGCUUCCUGACCCCUUCCCAUCAUAACAUCUCUGACAGCCUUUCUAGAACACCUAGGAUAGGGCAGAGCCUGGGGUGUGAUAGGCCCUCACGUGGAUGCUGGGGAGCAGCAGUCCAAAGCAAACCCUGGUGUCCUGUAUCCCUGCUUCAGGCUUUUCGGUUCUUCUCUUACUGCUUCCUCUCCCUGCAUCAUGCCAGCUCGCUCACUCCAUGACGCUCCCCUUUCUCCCCCUCACAGUCUAUCCCAGAGCUGCCGCAGAUACAGCCAAGGGGUGGGGGCAGGGUGCUCAGGGUAAAUUAAUGGAGAACAUAAAAGACUUCAGGGGGGC